AUGACUUGGUCUGCUGUUGUGAAGAAAUCUAUUAAGAAUGAGCCUAAAAAUGAACAUAAAAAUGAGCCUAGAAAUGAAUCUAAAACGGGUAAAGAAGAAGCUUUAAACGAGGAAAAUAAUAGCAAAAAAGUUGUCGCUAACAAUACUAGAAGAAGAAGCAAGUCCCCUAGAGGGUAUAGUGAUAACCAUAGUACUUUUGAUAAUAGUAAUUAUGGAUAUAAAAACGGUAUUUAUGGCAAUAAUAAUAUACCAAUUGAAUCGAUUGGAUCGAUUAUACUAAGAAUAAUGCACCAAAUUAACAAAGAGGAGAUUUAUUCAAAAAGAGGGAAUAUUCAACCACAUGGAUUGAUCAAUAGUGGGAACAACUGUUUCAUUUCAUCUAUUAUUCAGAUUUUAUUGUACUGUAAACCAUUUUAUAAUAUUAUUAGGCUAAUUGGUGAUAAGAGUAUAUUUUAUUUAGGAGGAAGUAAUGGAAAGGGAAGUGAUAGUAAGACGCCUAUUAUUAAUAGUAUAAUUAAUUUAUUUGAGGAAUUUAAGGACAAAUUUGGAGAAGCGAUUAGCGCCGAAAGCUUUUACCGAAGCAUUUACAAGCAUCCUAGAUUCAACCAUCUAGUUAAGGGGGAGCAAGAAGAUGCCGAAGAGUUUAUGACGUUUUUAUUGGAGAUUAUUCAUGAGGAGAGUAUUGAGUCUGUUAAAGGAUUGCAAAAGGAGGAGAUUAAUAAGUUGGUAGACAGUAUCCGAGUGGAUAAGAAAAGAUUUGAAAGCGAUGCGGGCGUUAAGUUCAAUAGAAAGAAAAUUGAAGACGAUAAUAAUGAUAGUAAUGAAGAUGAUAAUGAAGACGAAGAUGGAUGGAAUACUGUUAGUAAAAAGAAAAUGAGAAAUGGCAAUAGAAAUAAAGUUGAAGAAAAUAAAAGAAACUAUGAACCGUCUAUAAUUAGUCAAAUAUUCGAGGGCGAGUUUUGUUCUGUAAUUGAUUUGAAUGAUAAUAAGAAGUCUAUAAAGAUUGAUCCAUUUCAACAUAUCCAAUUGGAUAUUUCAGAUGAACGAGUUGAAAGUAUUGAAGAUGGGUUCAAAUUGCUAAGUGAACGAGAAGAUAUUAACUACCGAAUUAAAGAGGUGAAUAAGGAUAAUAGACAAGAAGAAGAAGUUGAGAUUUCAACCAAGAAACAAACAUUGAUUAAUAAGUUGCCACAGGUGUUGGUUGUUCAAUUGAAGAGAUUUUCGUACAGCAACAGCAAGGUUGGGGGAAUAGAAAAGUCAUGCAAGAGCAUCACAUUUGACAGCGAAUUGAAGAUACCAGAAGAAUGCCUAUCGAAGAAUGGGCAAUUGAGAAAAGACGGUAGUCAAUACAGGUUAUCGGGAGUUGUAUAUCAUCAUGGAAACAGUGCAAAUGGAGGACAUUAUACAGCUGAUGUGCUAAGAAGCGAGAGCAAGUGGAUCCGAAUUGACGACACAUACAUAAGUAAAGUGAAGAACGAGGAGGUUAUCAACCGGUUCAGCCAUAAGGACAACUUGAGAAGCGCGUAUAUAUUGAUGUACGAAAAAGUGUUGUAG
Molecule: messenger RNA, 1554 nt
Organism: Ascoidea rubescens DSM 1968
Lineage: Eukaryota; Fungi; Ascomycota; Saccharomycetes; Ascoideales; Ascoideaceae
Gene: UBP3
Product: mRNA-binding ubiquitin-specific protease UBP3
Exons: 3
Coding region: 1-1554 (517 amino acids)
Biological process (GO): protein deubiquitination
Cellular component (GO): cytosol; nucleus
Molecular function (GO): cysteine-type deubiquitinase activity; cysteine-type endopeptidase activity
Source: RefSeq, a predicted model, not a curated record